Messenger RNA from Ambispora leptoticha, 459 nucleotides. The record is from the annotation of a GenBank genome assembly. Lineage: Eukaryota; Fungi; Glomeromycota; Glomeromycetes; Archaeosporales; Ambisporaceae.
AUGAUUAUUUCUAAUGCUCUGCCUUUUAUGUUUAUCGAAAAUGAAGACACUAUUGCUGUAUUUGAAUUUUUGGUACCAGGACUCAAAUUAUCAAAGCGCAAAAUCAUUGGUGGCAAAGUAUUAAUGAAAAGUACACAAUCAUUGCAAGAUAAUAUAAUCAAAGUUGCUAAAAAUAAUAUGAAUAGAGUAACUGCAACAUUUGAUGAUGAAACUAUAAAACAUGAAUUAACUACCACUGGUUUUGAUUAUCAAGUAAGUGAUGACAAUGAAGAUAAUUUUGGAGAGGGAACAAGUGCCAGAUCUUAUGAUCAAAUAAAUCAAAACUCUGAAGAAAAUGAAGAUUUGGUUACAGAAAAAGAACAAAGAUGGGAAAAUCUAAUUCAAGAGUGGAUAGAGUUUGGAAAUUGUGAGAACCAAUUUGAAAAUCAGAAAGAUGAAAUUUUAUUAUCGAGUGAUUAG